Molecule: messenger RNA, 709 nt
Organism: Leptopilina heterotoma
Lineage: Eukaryota; Metazoa; Arthropoda; Insecta; Hymenoptera; Figitidae
Product: histone H1A, sperm-like
Exons: 1
Coding region: 167-709 (180 amino acids)
Biological process (GO): chromosome condensation; nucleosome assembly; negative regulation of DNA recombination
Cellular component (GO): nucleus; nucleosome
Molecular function (GO): structural constituent of chromatin; nucleosomal DNA binding; double-stranded DNA binding
Source: RefSeq, a predicted model, not a curated record
GAGAAAUCGACGUUCAUUUGCAAUGUGGGCCUUUCUUCACCGUUCGUGCCUUUUACUAUGUCGCCGCGAACCUGGAAAUUUUUUCAUUACAGCCUGACUAGUUGCAUCGAGUGCAUCCUAAAGUUAGUCUUCAAUUUUGAAUAUAAACUAGAAAUUCAAUUUUAAAAUGGCAGAGAAAGCAGAAUCCACUGUUGCGCCUGCAGUUGCACCUUCCGAGGGAGCUGCAAAGUCGAAACAGCCUCGUGUGAAGGCCGCUCAUCCGCCAGCAUCAGAGAUGGUCGUUGCAGCCAUCACUCAUUUGAACGAGAAGGGAGGUUCGUCUCUGCAAGCCAUCAAGAAGUUCAUUGCCGGCAAGUACGUAGUCGACGUUGAGAGGCAAGCUACUUUCAUCAGGAAGUACCUGAAAGCGGCCGUCGCCAACAAGACCCUGAUUCAAACGAAGGGAACAGGUGCUGCGGGCUCCUUCAAAUUGAACGUCGCCAAGUCUGAGGGAAAAGCUAAGCCGAAAGCACCAAAGGCUAAGAAACCAGCAGUAGCCGAGAAGAAGAAGCCAGCAAAGGUCGCGGCCAAACCGCCAAAGGCCAAAUCUACCGCUGCCAAACCCAAAGUUACGAAGGCUUCUCCCAAGAAAUCCAAGGCACCUGCAGCUACCAAGAAAGCUUCUCCGAAGCCCAGGAAGACUGCGGUUAAGAAAGUUGCAAAGCAGUAG